AUGAACUCGCUGAACAUCCUGUCCUCGCGAGUCAUCGGCCAGUCCUCCAGUUCUACACGGCCACGAUCACACUCCCAGGGCGAGAUCUGGCGUCCGGGGAACUUGGCGAAAAACCGGUCGUAUAGCGAGAAUAACUUCCGGUCCCUCACCCCCGAACACGGCUACGACGGCGCCGCAUCGCCCGCGGGGGAAGAAGACCAAGAGGAGGAGAUAACACAUACGUUGGACGAGAAAACACCAUUAUUGCACGACGACCAGGAUGCCGCUACAAUUGCGCUCAGAAGCCCGUGGCAUCUGAUCACCAAGCGCAUCGUUGAUGCGAUUACUGAGACGAUCCGGUUCAUUCUGUCUACUCUCGCUGCCCCUGGCGUAUAUGUCGCCCAAUGCUUCCGCGACGAUGAAGGGCGCUACUCACUACUUGCCCCAGUCAGGAAAGUACGGAGAUCCCGUACCGGUCCAGCGACCCGGUCAGAAAAGGGGAUAGAAGGUCGACAUCGCAGUGGCUCAACCCGCAAGCUGAGGCCCCAGACAUCCCGCGAUUCUGUUGCAUCAAGCACAUCAGAGUCCGAAACAGACCGUCAGAGCCGCAAAGCGUUAACCAGCAGCAAGAAUGGGUCUCCCAAGUCGAAUGCUCCCGACCCAGAUCCAGCUUCAGAAGAGGGUACACCGCGCCGGUCCAUACGAAUCAAGCUUCACAAUGAAGAGUCCCUCAAACGGCAGAGACAGCGGCGGAAUAAUAGCGCUGAUAUGGGGCCGCCCAUGCCCGAGGGUGUCACUCGACUCCAGGGAGCCGUCAACCUGGACAGCUUGAAAUCUCCCACUUCUCCCUCUGUCCAUCGCAUCACCAAAUACCCCCACUCUCCAACACCGCCGCGGCCACUCCUCCCGCAACGACUCCCUUCAUACACCCCUGCGCCGCGCAAUGCCAAGAUCCCGCAGAAGACGCUGGUGCUAGACCUCGACGAGACGCUCAUCCACUCUCUCGCCAAGGGCGGCCGUAUGUCCAGCGGCCAUAUGGUUGAGGUCAAGCUCUCGAUGCCCAUGACCACGGCGCUGUCUCCCGGUGGGCCACAGACCACGCUGGGACCGCAGCAUCCGAUUCUGUACUAUGUGCACAAGCGACCGCACUGCGAUGACUUCCUGCGCAAGAUCUGCAAGUGGUACAAGCUUGUGAUCUUCACAGCUAGUGUCCAAGAAUACGCCGACCCCGUGAUCGACUGGCUCGAGCAGGAGCGCAAGUACUUCCAGGCCCGCUAUUAUCGGCAGCAUUGCACAUUCCGCAACGGGGCAUACAUCAAGGACCUGAGCUCUGUCGAGCCGGAUCUGAGCAAGGUGAUGAUCUUAGACAACAGCCCGAUGAGCUACAUCUUCCACGAGGACAACGCUAUCCCCAUCGAAGGCUGGAUCAACGACCCAACCGACAACGGCCUGCUCCAUCUGGUUCCCAUGCUGGAGGCUCUGCAGUACGUCACGGAUGUCCGCGCCCUGCUAGCGCUGCGCCGAGGCGAGGCCGAGACAUAA
Molecule: messenger RNA, 1521 nt
Organism: Penicillium lagena
Lineage: Eukaryota; Fungi; Ascomycota; Eurotiomycetes; Eurotiales; Aspergillaceae
Gene: nemA
Product: Nem1-Spo7 phosphatase catalytic subunit NEM1
Exons: 2
Coding region: 1-1521 (506 amino acids)
Molecular function (GO): protein serine/threonine phosphatase activity
Source: RefSeq, a predicted model, not a curated record